Perognathus longimembris pacificus (Pacific pocket mouse) is the source of this 1804-nucleotide messenger RNA. It is a transcript of the gene Gdf6, whose product is annotated as growth differentiation factor 6. Gene Ontology annotation, molecular function: growth factor activity; cytokine activity. Gene Ontology annotation, cellular component: extracellular region. Bases 1 to 1380 code for a protein of 459 amino acids. The transcript has 2 exons. Gene Ontology annotation, biological process: SMAD protein signal transduction; BMP signaling pathway. The record is from RefSeq and is a predicted model, not a curated record. Lineage: Eukaryota; Metazoa; Chordata; Mammalia; Rodentia; Heteromyidae.
AUGGAUACGCCUAGGGUCCUGCUCUCGGCCGUCUUCCUCAUCAGUUUUCUGUGGGAUUUGCCUAGCUGCCAGCAGGCGUCCAUCUCCUCCUCGUCUUCGUCGUCCGCGUCCGCCGAGCUGGACUCCAGCAAGGGCAUGCGGAGCAGCAAGGAAGGGAAGACGCUGCGGGCGCCGCGCAGGAGCGCAGCGGGCGAGAUGCCCCGCGAGCGCCCGGAGCCGCAGCCGCGGCCGCACCACGAGUCCCGGCCAGCGCACAGGGGUCUGCGCGUGGUGCCCCACGAGUACAUGCUGUCCAUCUACAGGACUUACUCCAUUGCCGAGAAGCUAGGCAUCAACGCCAGCUUUUUCCAGUCUUCCAAGUCAGCCAAUACGAUCACCAGCUUUGUAGACAGAGGACUGGACGAUCUCUCGCACACUCCUCUCCGGAGUCAGAAGUAUUUGUUUGAUGUGUCCACGCUCUCAGACAAAGAAGAGCUGGUGGGCGCGGAGCUCCGGCUGUAUCGCCAGGCGCCCGCAGCGCCCCGGGGGCCCCCGGCUGGGCCGCUCCACGUGCAGCUUUUCCCCUGCCUGUCGCCCCUGCUGCUGGACGCGAGGACCCUGGACCCGCAGGGGGCGCCCCCGGCCGGCUGGGAAGUCUUCGACGUGUGGCAGGGCCUGCGCCACCCGCCCGGGAAGCAGCUGUGUUUGGAGUUGCGGGCGGCGUGGGGCGAGCCGGACGCUGGGGAGAGCGAGGAGGGGCGCGCGGGGGGACCCCAGCAGCCGCCACCGCCGGACCUGCGGAGUCUGGGCUUCGGCCGGAGGGUGCGAUCCCCGCAGGAACGCGCCCUGCUCGUGGUGUUCACCCGAUCCCAGCGCAAGAACCUGUUCGCCGAGAUGCGCGAACAGCAGCUGGGUUCUGCGGAGGCUGCCAGCCCGGGGAUGGGCACCGCAGGGUCGUGGCCGCCACCGUCGGGCGCUCCGGAUGCCGCCGCCGCCUCCGCGCCCUGGUUACCUGCGCCGGGCCGGCGACGGAGGCGCACGGCCUUCGCCAGCCGCCACGGCAAACGGCACGGUAAGAAAUCGAGGCUGCGCUGCAGCAAGAAGCCCCUGCACGUGAACUUCAAGGAGCUGGGCUGGGACGACUGGAUUAUCGCGCCGCUCGAGUACGAGGCCUAUCACUGCGAGGGCGUGUGCGACUUCCCGCUGCGCUCCCACCUGGAGCCCACCAACCACGCCAUCAUUCAGACGCUCAUGAACUCCAUGGAUCCCGGCUCCACCCCGCCCAGCUGCUGCGUGCCCACUAAAUUGACUCCCAUCAGCAUCCUGUACAUCGACGCGGGCAACAACGUCGUCUACAAGCAGUACGAGGACAUGGUGGUGGAGUCGUGCGGGUGCAGGUAGCAGUGGUGCCUGUCCGCCCCGCCUUGGCCCCGGACCACAGGGAGGCCGGACUGCCGAGAGAGGCUGGCCUUGGAGGAAGAGGCUGCGGGUGAGGACGCGAGGAUGCAGCCUGGACCCGAGAAAGGGGGGGACAAGGGAAAGGGGAUGAGCGAGCGGGGAGCACAGGCCUCCCAGAACCUUCCACCGACAGCCUAGAGUCACACCUUGCCUGGGUUCACCCUGAAGAAACACGCCGAGGAGGAUUUCUCUUUUCUCUCUUUUUCUUUAGUCGUUGUGGCUUUUCAUUUCCUUGUGUGCUUCAAAGGUGUGGAUGGGAAGGUGGGGGGAGGGAAGGCACAUAUUUGUUUCUCAGUUGAUCGAUGGAUUGAAAAAAAAAAGUGGCAUAAAAGGGGGAAACAAUGUGGACAAACGAAUCAAUCGUCUC